Molecule: messenger RNA, 2396 nt
Organism: Propithecus coquereli (Coquerel's sifaka)
Lineage: Eukaryota; Metazoa; Chordata; Mammalia; Primates; Indriidae
Gene: BCO1
Product: beta-carotene oxygenase 1
Exons: 11
Coding region: 192-1835 (547 amino acids)
Biological process (GO): carotene catabolic process; retinal metabolic process
Molecular function (GO): beta-carotene 15,15'-dioxygenase activity; carotenoid dioxygenase activity
Source: RefSeq, a predicted model, not a curated record
CCGUGAGUGCAGAGGCACCAGGCCCCCAGAGAGCGAAAAAUCAUCACCGGCUAAAAGACAAAAAGCAAAAGGGAGAAGCGAGUGGCAUCUACAGGGACGGAGAUGUGACGGCGGGAAGGGGCAGGAAAGCAGGAAGGAGACCCCGGCGUGUCCGUCCGCUGUUGGUAUCAGUCUCCCUGGCACCCCGGGCCAUGGAUAUAAUAUUUGGCAGGAAUAAGAAAGAACAACCAGAACCUGUGCGGGCCAAAGUGACAGGCAAGAUUCCGACAUGGCUGCAGGGAACGCUGCUUCGCAACGGGCCCGGGAUGCACACGGUCGGGGAAACCAGGUACAACCACUGGUUCGACGGCCUGGCCCUGCUCCACGGCUUCACCAUCAGAGACGGUGAGGUCUAUUACAGGAGCAAAUACCUGAGAAGUGAUACGUACAGCGCCAACAUCGAGGCAAACAGGAUCGUGGUGUCAGAGUUUGGAACCAUGGCCUAUCCGGACCCCUGCAAAAACAUAUUUUCCAAAGCCUUCUCCUACUUGUCCCACACCAUCCCGGACUUCACAGACAACUGCCUGAUCAACAUCAUGAAGUGCGGGGAGGACUUCUACGCGACCACAGAGACCAACUACAUCAGGAAAAUCAACCCGCAGACACUGGAAACCCUGGAGAAGGUGGAUUAUCGGAAAUAUGUGGCUGUGAAUCUGGCAACAUCACAUCCUCAUUACGAUGAGGCUGGAAAUAUUCUCAACAUGGGCACAUCCAUUGUGGACAAGGGGAAGACAAAAUAUGUGAUAUUUAAGAUCCCUGCCACAGUGCCAGAGGACAAGAAGAAGGGGAAGAGCCCUUGGAAGCACACGGAGGUGUUCUGCUCCAUCCCCUCCCGCUCCCUCCUCUCCCCGAGCUACUACCACAGCUUUGGGGUCACCGAGAACUACGCCAUUUUUCUCGAGCUGCCUUUGAAGUUGGAUAUUCUCAAGAUGGCGACCGCGUACAUCCGGGGAGUGAGCUGGGCCUCCUGCCUGUCUUUCCACAGGGAGGACAAGACUUACAUUCACAUCAUCGACCAAAGGACCAGAAAGCCUCUGCCAACCAAGUUUUACACGGACGCCAUGGUGGUCUUCCACCACGUCAACGCCUACGAAGAGGACGGCUGUAUUCUGUUUGACGUCAUCGCCUACGAGGACGACAGCCUUUACCGGCUCUUCUACCUGGCCAACCUGAACCAGGACUUCGAGGAGAACUCCAGGCUCACCUCGGUGCCCACGCUCAGGAGGUUCGCCGUGCCCCUCCACGUGGACAAGAAUGCAGAAGUGGGCUCAAAUUUGAUCAAAGUGGCAUCUACAACAGCAACAGCCGUGAAGGACAAAGACGGCCAGGUCUACUGCCAGCCGGAAUCGCUUUAUGAAGGCUUAGAGCUACCUCGAAUCAAUUACGCUCACAAUGGGAAGCCAUACCGGUACAUCUUUUCGGCUGAAGUUCAGUGGAGUCCAAUCCCAACCAAGAUAAUAAAGUACGACGUUCUUACAAAGUCAUCCUUAAAAUGGGGAGAGGAGUGCUGCUGGCCGGCAGAGCCGCUGUUCGUGCCCGCGCCGGGUGCCGAGGACGAGGACGACGGAGUCAUCUUAUCAGCCAUUGUCUCUACUGAUCCCCAAAAGCCGCCUUUUCUGCUUAUUCUGGACGCCAAAAGUUUUACAGAAUUGGCUCGCGCCUCGGUCGAUGUAGAGAUGCACCUGGACCUCCACGGGCUGUUCAUCCCGGCCGCAAACGGGGCCACCAGGACGCAGCCUCCUGCCGAGGAACAGCGGGACAGGGCUUCGCACGGCCACCAAGCCCCACAGACCUGACACUCUUGGGCUUGGGCCGGGGAAGGGGCGCUCAGCUGGCAGGACCCUCAGGACUCGAAGCUGGAGACCUUUCUUUGGGUGGAGGGCGGGGCCUCCGUUUCAAUCUGCGCCCUUCCUUCUGUGGGCGCGUUGGCAAGGGCAUGGGGAGAGAGCUCGUCAGUGUCUUUUCUUUCAUUUUAUUUUGGCCAUAAAAACCUUGUUUGAAAAUCAAAUAUGUAUCGAUUAGCUCAAUUUCUUCUAAGAAAGCUCCUUUCGUUUAUGAUAAAGACCUUGACUGUGAAUCAAAAAUUGUCUUAAAUCAUAUUAUCAUCGUUUUUAGAAUGAGCAACCACUAACACCUUAGAGGAGAGACAGAUAAAUAUUUGUCAUUGCUCCUUCCUCUGUCUCUUUCUCUUUCCUUCCCUCCCUCCCUUCUUUCUAAUGGACUAAAGCGUAACCUGGGAGUUCUAGCUUUCUCAGCUGUGCUGCACGAGUGAGUUACGUGGCCAGGAAGGCACGUCGUCUGUGGUCAUUCCAUUGCAAGGCAUGACAUGAUACAAAAUAAUAAAAACUUUAAAGUCU